AAUAGGUAAAGUAGGAUUUCGAUCUGUUUUGUUUGUUUUGUAAAAUGACAGCAAGAUUAGAAUGGUGGAAAAUCAUAACAACGUUGUUUAUGUUUAGUCUGAUGGCUAUAAACGGUUCGGCAACGAAACGGGGAUGGUAUCAACCCGGUAAUGGCUUCCAAUAUUCGCUUACUGGGACCAGAUUAACGUACAAGAGAGCACAGGCAGAAUGCGAAGGCUGGAACGGUAAACUCGCCAUGAACGGGAUCAGAGAUCAAAUAUACUUCAAGAAGCUAGCAUCUUAUUUCAAGGAAAUGCCGGUAUGGGUUGGACUUGAUGAUAUUACAAGGGAAGGACACUUUGUAUGGAAUGAUGGGAUGCCGUCGCAUUUCGCAUGGCUGGACGCCUGGCAUAUUGCGCAACCAGACAAUAGAAACAAUCAAGAUUGUGUCGUUAUAGUCAACAAACCUUGUAAACAUUCACCAAGACAUCUUGAUGACGUAGAUUGCCGAAAUUCAUUUUUUGGAAUAUGCGAAGUCUCAAUCGGAAAUCCACCAAAAUACCGCACUGUUCAGAGAGCUGGUAUUGAAUAUGCCCUGCUGACGUCAGCAAUGACGUAUGAGCUGGGACAAACGAAGUGUCGGGAGUGGGGAGGGGAACUUGCAACGAACCCAAUCACCGAUGCUGGUCUUGCAAGUUUUGUGACCACUCUGUACCCCGGCGGGACAAACAAGAAGGCCUGGGUUGGUAUGAACGAUAAAAGAUCAGAGGGAACAUUGGACCUUGUUACAGGGGGCACGGUUAGUAGUAGCUUAGUAAACUGGUAUUCUGCUGGAAAUACAGAACUUGCGGAUUGCGCUGCAAUUGCUCCGGACCAAGCUGGGAAAGUUUCACUGUUGAGAUGCGACCGUCAUAGACCGUCACUGUGCCAGAAAACACACGUACCAGCAGUUGAUUCGAUGCCGUCACCGUGUUUAGCUAACUUGACCGUGUGCGGUCAAAACAUUUACCGGACAAUGGACGGUUCGUGCAACAAUCGAUUAAACAGCGAUCGAGGGCGAAGCAGGCGAGCUUAUAAACGGAUGUUGCCAGCUUCUUACGAGGACGGCGUAGGUUCGCCGCGGGGUGGCGCGCGACUCCCUUCUGCCCGUGCGGUCACCCAGGCGAUUCGAAACGACAUAAACGAGCAAUCAAGCGUGGCCAGUCACCAGUUUCCGCUAUGGGGACAAUUACUCGCACACGACCUUUCAAAGCUAGGAGAAGAUAAAGAUGCCAGCGGAAAACUGCGACUUGACUGCCCGUGCGGGGAUUCGAACCCAUUAUGCUUUAAUAUCAAGAUUCCCGAUAACGACAUUAUGAAACCGGAAAAAGAUUGCAUACCAUUUGUACGAGCUAAAAGCGUUCUGGAUAUUAAUUGUAAGAACAAUACCAGGCAACAGGAGAAUACUAUUACUGCAUAUAUUGAUGCAAGUAACAUAUACGGAAGUAAUGACCAAUUCAAGUCAAGCCUUGUUUCAGGUCAGAACGACGGGAAACUAUUAGUUGGAACCUACAAUGCGUCGUGUCCAUUCCAUUCUGGACUUCCUCUUUUAACACAAAUCCAUUCUCAAAUCAGCAGUCAGUUUGAAUGCGAUGCUGCGAUCCAUAAGCCAGCGGAUAAACCAUGUUUCGCAGCCGGGGACAUCAGAGCAAACGAACAAACCCCUUUAAUGGCAGAUCAUACAACAUGGUUAAGAAUGCAUAACAAGAUAGCAGAUCAACUGGCCAACAUAAAUUCUCACUGGGACGGAACCAAGAUAUUCGAGACAGCUCGGUCGAUAGUUGGCGCUAUGCAUCAGCAAAUUACAUUCAACGAAUUUCUCCCAAUCAUGUUAGGUGAUGACGUCAUGAGAAGAUUUGAUCUCAAACUCACGGAUAAGGGCUAUUAUUACGGAUACGAUCCCCUCUAUGACGCAACAGCGGAUAUAUCUGUGAUGACAGCAGCAUUAAGACUCGGUCAUACACUGGUCAACCAUGUUCUUACUCGGCCGAACCCCGAUUACUCGAUAAACCAAAACGACCCAGUAAUCGACCUACAUACACAAUUUUUCAACGCGAUUCCUUUGUUUGAAAAGUUUGGAGCUGGUUCGGUUAUUAGGGGUAUGCUGACUGAUCAUGCUAUGAAGUUCGACACAGAUUUCGCUGAGGGUUUGAUUGACAGGUUGUUUGCAGAAGAAGGUAAAUACGGCAAGGACCUUCCCGCGAUUAAUAUACAGAGAGGGAGAGACCAUGGCGUGCCGUCUUACAACGAACACAGAAAGUUCUGCGGUUUGAAAGCAGCAACAACUUUUGACGAGUUGAUUGACAUACCAUCUUCUAUGCAAGAAAGGCUGAAAACUUUAUAUAAUGGUGUCGUGGACGACAUAGAUCUAUUUGUUGGAGGGAUCUCCGAGAAUUCGACAGCAGGCGGAAUAGCCGGGCCAACUUUCGCGUGUUUGCUGGGCCACCAGUUCCGUGACCUGCGCAAAGGGGAUGCGCACUGGUUCGAAAAUGGAGGGAGGUUUUCUACCCUUACACCAAGCCAAUUGGAAGCUAUCAAGUCUGUGACGUUAUCAAGCGUCAUUUGUGACGUAGCUGAUAACUUCACAACGAUUCAACCGGCAGCCAUGAAACUGCAUAGGUUGGCGGGCAACCAACGCAUACCAUGUAGUUCUAUAAAGUCGCUGGAAUUAAGCGCAUGGAAUGAAACAUCUGUAGGAGAUUUUCCAAGUCACGUGGAAAACAUCAAUACAGCAGAUUACGUUUGGACAAUGUGGUUUCCCAUCACACAUUACGACACCACAAGCCUUCCACUUAACCCUGGGACAUCUGUCCUCCGAAGCCUGCGUGUAUACAGGCCUGAUGACGUAUGCAAUGACGUCAUGGGCACAGAUAUGCGGAGCGUAAACGGCUACAUGCAAAUUCGAUUUAAAUGCCCACCGGGGCAGAUCAAGGGCACCGACUUUCCGUUUGUCGACUCCGCCGAAGCUUAUUGGACAAGUUGGUCGGACCAAACGUCGCCACAAUCGCCCGAUUUCGUCGACGAUGAAGGAUUGCCAGGCAGUAGUGCUUGUUCUAAACCAGUAGCUGUACAAGCACAAACAUUGGAUGGGAUACCAGCGCGGGAAAGCGGUGACGUAUUUGAGAUGCUGAGUCCACAAGAUGGACUCUUGUGUCGGGGGAAGCACCAGCCGGGGCUACAAUGCAAAGAUUAUAGAGUUCGAUAUUUAUGCAACCGAGGGUAAAAAAGAAGAACACAGAGUGCAUUGUGUACAUUUUAAAACAUAAAACGUUAUGUUGUGUCAUGUGAGUUCCUAUUUAUUAACGCCCCUUCUAAAUACAUGUGGUACAUAGAUAUAUACGGUAAAAGUACUUCUGCUGUUAUAUGUGUUGGAUCAACGGUGUGACAAAACAGAGCAAAAAUACAUAAAAACAAGUUGAAAUAGAAUUUGACAUCGCUAUAAGGAUUUAACCACUCAUUAUUUGAUUACUUUACCAU
Messenger RNA from Ciona intestinalis (vase tunicate), 3496 nucleotides. NCBI's taxonomy places the organism in Eukaryota, Metazoa, Chordata, Ascidiacea, Phlebobranchia, Cionidae. The record is from RefSeq and is a predicted model, not a curated record.